AUGUUCUCGGCGGACUUCUAUCAAACUUUUUGGGACAUAAUCGGAGAUGACGUGUACCGGGAUAUUAGAGCUUUCUUUGAAACGAGCUACAUUCACCCGAGACAAAAUGAAACCCAUAUAAGGCUGAUUCCCAAGGGUACAGGAGCCAAAAAGGUCUCGGACUACAGACCAAUUGCGUUGUGCAACACGCACUAUAAGAUUAUAGCCAAGAUCCUCUCCAAAAGGCUACAGCCGCUGCUCCACUCUCUGAUCUCACCAUCUCAGUCGGCCUUUGUGCCGGGGAGAGCUAUCUCCGAUAAUGUGUUGAUUACCCACGAGGUCCUGCACUACUUGAGGAAAUCGGGAGCAAAAAAGCAUGUGUCAAUGGCGGUAAAAACAGACAUGAGCAAAGCCUACGACAGGAUUGAGUGGAACUUCCUGCGGGAAGUACUACAAAGAUUGGGGUUCCAUGAGAUAUGGAUCGGCUGGAUCAUGGAAUGUGUUUCGUCGGUUUCGUACGCUUUCCUUAUUAAUGUAGGGCCACAAGGGAUAUUUAUCCCAUCCCGAGGAUUAAGGCAGGGUGACCCGUUAUCUCCGUACCUCUUCAUCCUUUGUACGGAAGUCUUGUCGGGUCUCUGCAACAAAGCCUUAGCUGAUGGAACAUUACCAGGAGUAAAGGUUGGCCGACACUGCCCCCCGAUAAAUCACUUGUUAUUCGCGGACGACACGAUGUUUUUCGGAAAAUCUAGUGCAGCAAGCUGUGCCACUCUAUCCUCUAUACUCCUCAAGUACGAAAAGGCCUCAGGGCAGUGUAUCAACAGAGCAAAAUCAGCCAUUACCUUUUCGUCGAAGACAAACCAGGAGUGCAAAACUCGGGUCAAAAGGGAGCUCAAUAUCUGUAACGAGGGUGGCGUUGGGAAGUAUCUCGGGCUACCAGAGCAUUUUGGACGCAAGAAGCGAGAUAUCUUCUCAUCCAUAGUGGAUCGUAUCAAACAAAGAGCUCACUCUUGGACCAGUAGAUACUUAUCAGGAGCGGGCAAGAUGGUUUUGCUAAAAGCAGUGCUGGCGGCGAUGCCUACGUAUACGAUGUCUUGCUUCAAACUCCCGGCAUCACUCUGCAAACAGAUCCAAUCUGUGCUUACCCGUUUCUGGUGGGAUGUAAAACCGGAGAUUCAGAAGAUGUGCUGGAUCUCCUGGAACAAGUUAACUUACCCCAAAAGUGCAGGGGGUCUCGGCUUUCGCGAGAUAGAGGUUUUUAAUGAUGCUCUACUAGCAAAACAUGCUUGGAGACUUAUGAAAAACCCCACUUCUCUACUCGGGAAGAUCCUACUGAACAAGUACUGCCACAGCUCGGAGUUCCUUGAGUGCUCACCACCGAACUCUGCCUCUCAUGGCUGGCGAGGGAUACUAGCAGGUAGGGAAAUUUUAAAAAAAGGAUUGGGAUGGUCUAUUGGAAAUGGCAGGAACAUAAAGGUGUGGAGUGAUAAUUGGCUAUCGACAGAGGCGCAAGUCUGUCCGAUAGGACCACCAACAGAACAGGACCAACACCUCCUAGCCAGCGACCUCAUGCUGCCAAACUCCUCUGACUGGGACGUAGGAAAAAUCAGAUGCAGAGUACCAGUAUAUGAGGCGCAUAUCAGGAAGCUAACGCCAAUAGAACACCUGGAAGAUGAGCUGGUCUGGUACCCCGAGAAGUCUGGGAACUAUUCAACGAGAUCAGGCUACGCAUUAGCAAAGCUACACAACGGAGAGCAGCAGGACUCUUUCAACUGGAAACAGUAUGUAUGGAAUGUCCAAUGCUCACCAAAACUUCGGCAGUUCUUAUGGAAGCUAAAAAGUAAUGCGUUAGCAGUGGGGGAGGCACUGAUCAAAAGAGGAAUGCAAAUUGAUGGAAGCUGUAAGAGAUGUGGGGAACCAGAAACAAUCUUCCACGUUAUGUUCUCUUGCACUACAGCCAAAAAGGUAUGGGAACUGGUCCCAGCCAUGAUGAUACCGUCCAGUAGCUCUUGUCACUCUAUGGAGGACUUGCUCAAAGGCUGUGCUCGAAUGGUUAAUCUACCACCUACUGGACUGGUCACUCCCUUAUACCCUUGGAUCUUUUGGGUUUUGUGGACAAGUAGAAACCAACUGAAGUUUGAGGAUAAGUCUUUCUCGGAAACGGAGAUGCUUGCAAAAGCUAUCAAAGCUGCAAAGGAGUGGCAAGCCUCGCUACCACCCCGAACCAAAAGCUCUGUUUCGCCUAAAGACUGUCCAAAACCAAACUCUCUCCCUCUGGUUCCAGCACAAACGCAUUUAAUAUGCUCCGAUGCUGCUUGGAAUGGGUCGUCAUGUGCAGGUGGUCUCAGCUGGAUCUGCAACGACUCUUUAGGUAAUCUAACCUUCCAAGGAACCGAAGCCCGCCGCUAUCUUGCCUCAGCUCUUGUAGCAGAAGCCUCAGCGAUGAAAGCUGGUCUUGCAAAGGCCAUCUCUGCGGGGAUCAAAGACAUAAUCUGUUGCUCAGAUUCAAAGUCUCUUAUUGAUGCGAUUACAGGUUCCAAGACUGUGAUUGCGCUUAGAGGAAUACUCCAUGACCUAGGCGUGUUGAGUAGCUCCUUUUCUUCUAUCUCUUUUAUGUUUAUUUCUCGAUCUUGUAAUGAUCCAGCUGAUAGGUUGGCGAAGAACGCUCUGUUUCAGCUGUCGAACAACCCAUCUGGGGUUGGAAACUCUGUUUCUGUUUAA
Raphanus sativus (radish) is the source of this 2697-nucleotide messenger RNA. RefSeq lists its product as uncharacterized. Gene Ontology annotation, molecular function: nucleic acid binding; RNA-DNA hybrid ribonuclease activity. NCBI's taxonomy places the organism in Eukaryota, Viridiplantae, Streptophyta, Magnoliopsida, Brassicales, Brassicaceae. Bases 1 to 2697 code for a protein of 898 amino acids. The record is from RefSeq and is a predicted model, not a curated record. The transcript has a single exon.